This is a messenger RNA of Charadrius vociferus (killdeer), 2331 nucleotides long. Its product is annotated as C4b-binding protein alpha chain-like. NCBI's taxonomy places the organism in Eukaryota, Metazoa, Chordata, Aves, Charadriiformes, Charadriidae. The record is from RefSeq and is a predicted model, not a curated record. Gene Ontology annotation, biological process: negative regulation of complement activation, classical pathway.
AUGAAACCAGUAGCGAAGUGUCUGCCUCCUCUAGGCUUUGCUAAUGGGGAACACAGCAGUCAUUCUCAUUUCUCAGACACUUUUGAUGUAGAAGCACUUGUGCACCACUGCUGCAAACAUGCCUUCUCCCUCACUGGGAGUAAGUCUGUUUGUUGUACAAUAUAUGGAGCCCGGUGUCGUCCCCUGCCUCGCUGCCCACAGUUGGCUGUGUGAGUUGGGAAGGGAAAAGCAAUCAGAUUGGAGUCCCUCUGUAGGCCUGGAGACAUCAUUACAAUUGAACACAACACUGAUGAAGUCCCAAAAGACAGCCACAAGUCUCAGAGCCAGCCUGGGGGCACAUGGGAUCCUCCACUCCCCUGUGAAAGAGGAAAGCAUGUGUUAUUGCUGCACUGUUCCGAGCCUGCAGACAUCACCCACGGGUCUCACAGUGGCCCAGCAAAAGCAUUUUUCACUCCUGGGACAUCUGUAAGCUACAUCUGUGAGCCCGGCUUCUCUCUCAUCGGGGCAGCAACCAUUUAUUGCACACAAUCUGGAGCCUGGAGCCAUCCUCCUCCGGCCUGUCAAGUUGUGAAGUGUCUCCAUCCUCCAAGCAUCACCAACGGGAAGCUCAAAGGCAACAUCUCUGACACUUUUUCCUAUGGAGCAUCUGUAUCCUACAGCUGCAAUCCUGGUUAUGCGCUCGUUGGGAACGCUUUCAUCAACUGCACACUGUCAGGAACCUGGAGCCAGCCUCCUCCUCGGUGCAAAGAGAUCAGAUGUGUAUUCCCAGAAGUUCAAGGUGUUAAGAAAGCCAUAAAACAAAAUACUUAUCGCUCUGGGACUAACAUCACUCUUGAAUGUGAUGAUGGUUACACGUUGGAAGGCAUCAGUCAGAUUCAGUGCCAAGAGGACUUCAGCUGGGACCCUCCUGUCCCAGCCUGUAAACUGACAUCACACAAGUCUGGUUCCGUAGGCCUAGGAGUCGCAGCUGCUGGAGUCCUGCUGGUCCUGGCUGCUGGAAUCGUCUGGAAAAUUAUUUCUAAGCAGAAGCAAGGAUAUUAUCAUACAUAUGAAAAUGACAGUUACCAAACCCCUCUGAACCAGAGAGCUCAACAGAAAUACACAUGUAUGCCUCCAGAUAGGCUGCAAUACGCAGAGCUGGAGGAGAGUUUCAGCACAAUGAAGAGCUUUCCUGUUGGAACCACAGUGUCGUACAUCUGCCGGCCGGGGUAUAAAAGAAUCGCCGGAAAAUCAACUCGUACAUGUGGUAAAGACUUACAGUGGUCGCCCGCAGAGCAGUUCUGUGAAGAAAGAAAAUGUAACCAUCCAGGAGAAUUACAACAUGGUUUUGUUAAUGUGGAAGAUCUUACAUUUGGUUCAAAAGCUACUUUUUCUUGUGAACCAGGAUACAGAUUACAUGGACCUGAUGAAAUUUCCUGUGUAAUUAAGAAUGAUGGUGUUGCUUGGAGUAGAGAUCUGCCUUUGUGUGAAAAAAUUCCUUGCAAACCACCUCCAAGCAUAGCCAACGGCCACUACACUGAGGCGUCUAGCUAUGUUUAUCAAACAGCAGUAACCUACACCUGUGAUGAAGUACCAAAAGGCGCAGAUCCCUUCUUGCUGAUUGGCCCAGCUACUAUUUUCUGCACAUAUGAUGCACACUUAAAUGGAGUUUGGAGUGAACCACCUCCACAAUGUAGAGUGGUCAAAUGUGAUAACCCGAAAGUUGAAAAUGGGAAAAAAAUAAGUGGAUUUAGACCUUCCUAUACCUAUAGGGACUCAGUCAUGUUUGAGUGUGAUCCAGGCUAUUUCCUGGUUGGACCGGAUGUAAUUACCUGUGGAGAAGAUAACACCUGGUCUCCUCCAAAACCAACUUGUGAAAAAAUUACCGACGUUGUAUGCGGUGCCCCAAAGAUUACACAUGCAGUAAUAAGUCCAGUGAAAUUUAUAUAUGAAGAAGGAGAGACUGUUCAUGUAAAGUGCGACGCUUACUGUACUUUUUCUGAUGGUGCUGAAGAGAUGACAGUAAUUUGUCAAGGACAGAACACGUGGAGUUCUUUACGAAACUGUGCAUGUAAGCCUGAAAGUUCUCGUUUCACUCCAUACAUAAAUCAUGGUAGAGUAAUUGAUGGACAAAAACCUUCAUAUUCCGUCGGAGAUUUUAUUACGAUUGAAUGUUAUGCAGGCUACACAUUACAUGGUGAAGCUCGUAUUCAGUAUAUUGGGGAAAAUCAAUGGAAUCCUGAAGUGCCAACUUGCCAGUUAAGUGCGUAUAUUACGGGCAUCCUCUGUGGGUGCCGGUCAGAGGACAGGCUGCUGCUGGAGCGAUGGAGACGGCGGACGCAGUAUGUCUGA